Molecule: messenger RNA, 856 nt
Organism: Tribolium madens (black flour beetle)
Lineage: Eukaryota; Metazoa; Arthropoda; Insecta; Coleoptera; Tenebrionidae
Exons: 4
Coding region: 1-570 (189 amino acids)
Source: RefSeq, a predicted model, not a curated record
AUGAUGAUCAUGAUAAAACGCAUCAUGAUACUGAAAAUAGUGCUAUUUUCGAUUUUGCUGGGCCUUGCAUUUUCCCGCUAUUUUAUUGUAGGUCCAGCUCAAAUAAAAGUUUUGAACGUAGUUCCUUGUGCCGAGUAUCAUAAUCAAACGAUGCAAUUUAUGCUUAAAGGGCAUAUGUAUAAUAAAAGUACUCAACUUUUGGAUGGGUUUUUAGGAAUCCCUGAUGAUUUAGAUAAAUCCGUUACAAUGUAUAUGAAAGCAUCAAGAGUAGAUAAGCAUAAAACACAAGUGAAUUCUUUUGUGAUAAACGAUUCUGAAGCUUGCACUUCUUUAAAUAAAUAUGUCGGGGAUUUAUGGCUUAAUAUCCAGACUCAAAUCGGGAUGGAACCUGGAUUUUGUCCCAUAAAGAAGGGUAACUAUUCCGUAAAAAAUUUAGUCCUAGACUUGUCGAAAUUGAACGUCCAAAUGAUUUUAGAAGGGGUUUUUAAAACCCGUAUCAUUUUUAAAAACCAAACCAAACCCAUAUAUUGUGGUGACUUCACUAUAGAGCUGUCACCAAAAAAUGAUUAAAACAAAUGACAGAUGAGCAUGACAUAAAUUAUGCAUAACAACAUUCCACAUGCAAAAGAGACGUGUCUCACAUAAACAAACCAUUUAUUGUUGGUUUUUAAAGUCAAUAAACUCUUAAAUAAAGCAAAUUUUCCAUCAACUAAAAGAUUUUUAGUACUGUUAUCCAUUUAAAUAGAAUAAUCCCGUUCCUUAAUCCAUUCUUUCGAAAUAAAUAUAAACCAGUUUAAGAGAUGAAUACUUGGGUCAGUGAUCUCACGGUCAAGGUGAAUAAAUUUAACAGUAAAAU